AUGGAAGACGAAACAACGACAAUACCUUGUUACAGAAUACUGUACAGGAUUGUUAUUUUUUCAGAAAUAUUGUUGAUACUCCUAUCCAUUAUCGAGAUUACCCUCACAAUGUUAUAUUACUCCAACAACAUAGCUAUAGUAAUCAUGAAUUUUGGAAUAUUCUUCAUGCUGAUAUGAAGAGCCAUGUUGCUAUGUUGGACUUACUUGAAGUCAAGAUUUAGAUGAUUUCUGAUGACCACUAAAUCAGGCUUGGCUUUGGGGAUAAUUGUGAUGAACUCAUUCAAAACUUUGAGUGUGGCCAAACUAGAUGAGGAUGAGGGAGUAAAACUCCUUUUCACUAAUAUAAUCAUUACUAAUCUUAUUUGCUUGCUUUUAGAAGCAGGCGCAUACGGAGUAUUAUCAUUAAAGAUAAAAUAUCUGAUAAAAUUACCCUCCAAAAAGGACUCGACUGUAAAGGCCAAGCAAGCUAGCACCAAACCAUUUGAUUAUGAACAGCUUGUUAAACCCGAAUCUCCUAAGGAGAAUAAAGUGGAAAAAGAAUUACAAAGAAAAUAAAAUUCUUUAUAUUAUUGAAGACAAUAGCAGCAUGCAGUAUUACGAAGGGACCAAAACCAGCAAGCUCAUGAGCUCAGAAAAUAAUGACAAAAUGGAGGAAAUGAUUAAUGAAAUUGUUAAGGAAGAACAGAAAACAUCAAGCAACCUUUUCUCUGAGACAGGGAGUAUUCGAUCAUAUGGCAGCCUAGCCAAUCUUAGAAAUCAGAGAAUAACAAAUAAUUUGGAACCAGGAGAGAGCCCUCAGUUCGGCUGAGAAAUAGUCAGAGAAAAUUCUAGCCUAAAUUUAAGCAAUAUUAAUUCAUCAAAACUUAUGUUUAAAGAAGAGCUACAAAAUGCUCAUAUCAAGAAUAAUACAAUUGCUAAUAUUUUUGGCAAAAAGAGGAUAUCAUCAUUUAGUUUUAUGGGAUCUGAGGGAUCAUCUCAAACAUCAGAGGCAAACAUGCAAAGUGGGUUUACUUCAUCGAGCAAAUACAUAAGCACUGAGACUAAAGGCACUCCCCAAUUUUCGGCUUUUAAAAAGUCUAUUAGAAAUAAAUCAAGUAUGAAAAGCUUGCCCAGUUCAAGUCCGUUUAGAAACACUCUUGCCCAAAAAGCAGAGAUGGUAAAAAUGCAAAAGAGUGGGAAUACUGAUGAAGAGAACUCUAAAAAUAAAGCUGGAAAAAGGAACUCUGCUAUUUCUAAACGCCCAUAUAUCAGUAUUUCAUCAAUCUACACACUUAACUCAGGUGAUGAUAGUAGAGCUAAUAGUGCUAUUCUAAGUUAUGCUCUCCAAGUUACUGACCAACCGAAGUCCCAAAUAAUCUCCUCUCCCAGUAUGAUGCAAGAUCAUUCUAGUGGAGAGAAGCCUCCAGCUAAACCUCCAUCAAGCUUAUCUGCAAAGGUGAAUCCAAAGGCAUACACAAAAAGAAUGUAGGCCAAACCUCCCAGUCUAAACUACUAAUUUGUAAAAUCCUCUU
This is a messenger RNA of Moneuplotes crassus, 1511 nucleotides long. The record is from the annotation of a GenBank genome assembly. Lineage: Eukaryota; Ciliophora; Spirotrichea; Euplotida; Euplotidae.